This is a messenger RNA of Aplysia californica (California sea hare), 997 nucleotides long. Its product is annotated as hepatic lectin. The record is from RefSeq and is a predicted model, not a curated record. NCBI's taxonomy places the organism in Eukaryota, Metazoa, Mollusca, Gastropoda, Aplysiida, Aplysiidae. The transcript has a single exon. The coding region runs from base 233 to 988 and encodes 251 amino acids.
CAUCACACAGUGGUGGUGGUAUUUGUUCUGCGUGAGUUUCUCUUCUCUCUGUAUGUGUCAUUUAUUCGCUUCCCUGUCACUUAAGGAAGUACAGAUCUAAUAAUAUUAUCAUCGAGGCCGCUUGCUUGCACAUUUGAGAGUGUAUUUGAGAGAGGCUUUUUCAUUCAGUAAUCCGACAUCGCUGGAAAUAGUUUGUUGGUUAACGCAAGUAAUUUCAUUGUUUCGUGGCGAGAUGGACAUACGCAACCCUCGCCAAUCCCAGCUCAUGGAAGGACGAUCUAGGUUUUGCAUUAACAAAUACAACAUACUGUACCUUCUGAAAUCGAUUUGCGUCAUUGUUGCCUCGCUUUGCGUGUCAGCUGCUGCCAUUAUCGUCAUCGUUAACUCUCUUCGGGGUGUGGACAAGGUUCCCAUACUGAGCGUUAUAAACCAAGCGUCGACGAACAUCAUCGAAGGCCUGUCUUCCAUGCAGGAAAAGUUUGCCAACCUCGAGCAAAAAGUGUUUAAGGUAGUAGAAGAAAUUACAACGCCAAGUCAGGUUAAGCUCUGCUCCUACAGCAACGGCUGCGAGCUGAAGAGAAAGCAAACAAUGAUAACCCACUGUUACAGAGUGUUCCAAGAGACACCUCUUACUUGGGGCGGCGCCAGAAAGAAAUGUGAAUUACUCGGUGGCUUUCUGGCCGAAAUCCACGACCAUGCCUCCCUGGAAUACGUGAACCGGCUAUUUGCUCGUAGUGGCAACAGUCUCUGGGUUGGUGCGAGUGACCAGGGUCAAGAGGGCAACUGGAUUUGGGUCAUGUCCAAGAAACCCCUAGUGGUGGAGGACUGGCGGCUGGACCAGCCGGACAAUUACAAAGGCAACGAGCACUGUCUGCAGAUAAAAGAAGACUCGGGAAAAUACUGGAACGACCUAGCUUGUAAUACUACCCUGGGAUAUCUAUGUCAGAAAGACAUGGAUGACUGUGAUGGGUGGCUGCAACUUCAGUGAAAAAGAACC